AAUGUUUGUUCUUUGUUGUGACAUUCCCAAAAUUAUUUGUGCUAAUCUAAAGGAAAUUUGUGUUAACUAUUUAAUAAUUUUUGUUUAUUUAUGUCGUAGUGGAAGAUAAUUUUUGAUUCAUGCCAAUUGUGAGUGAAUGUUAUAUAUUAAACGAAGAAUGCCGUUAUCAAACCUUUUGAAAUACACUGUAAACUAAUACGUGUUUGUAAACGCUAUUAACAUGUCUGAUACAACACCUUUUUACGUUGACCGAGCAAAAGGGGGCCGAGCUUCAUGUAAAGGUUGCAAAGGGAACUGUCCCAGUGGAGAAUUACGUCUGGCAAAAUUAGUUUUUAGUCCAUAUGGAGAAAAUCAACAAAUGAAAUCAUGGCAUCACUUAGAUUGUCUAAUGAAUGUUUUGUUAAAACAACGACCAACAACCAAACGUAUCGAUUCAAUAGAUGAUAUUGGAAACUGGGAAAAUAUUUCUAAGGAAGAUCAGGAAUUUAUAUUGAAAAAAAUCAAUGAAAUGGAGCAACUAUAUGCUGAAAAAAAUAGUGGAAAAUAUACUGCGAAAGUGUUAAAAAAUGAAUCGUCGCCGAAAAUAGAUAUUACAAAAACCAGUGAUAUAGAUACGAAAAAAGACACUGAUGUCGAGGACGAUAAAUUCUCCACAUUCUUUUCAUUGUGCCAAAAAAUAUCUAAAGUUGAUGCCUAUACAGAAAAAACUGCAGUAAUUAAUAAUUUCUUCACUAAAGGAUGCGACGGGAAAAAGUUUCAAGGAAAUAUUAAAUUAUGGUGUAAACUACUCCUGCCUCAAGUUUCUAAACGUGUCUAUAAUUUAAAAAGUAAACAAUUAGUAAAACUUUUUUCGAGGAUAUUUAGCACAGACCAUGAUGAUAUGUUAACACAUUUAGAACAAGGUGAUGUGGCAGAUACUAUUCAACAUUUCUUUACAAAAUCAAACGCCUUAAAACCCUCUACAGAUAGUGUACUAUCGAUUCAGAAUGUUGAUGAUUUUCUCCAAGAACUUUCAAAAUUUACAAAAGAAGAUGAACAAAUAUAUCAUUUCAAGAAAUUUGUUAAAAAGUGUACUGUAAAUGAUAUAAAAAUGCUAAUAAGACUAAUCAAAGGUGAUUUAAGAAUUAACGCUGGGCCAAAACAUAUUCUAGAAGGUGUGCAUCCAGAUGCUUAUAAUAUUUUUCGAACUUCUCGUGAUCUUGACAUGGUACUUAAUAGAGUAUUACCCCAAACUAAUGAUGUAAAACAUAAAGAUGCUUUCCAAAAAAAUGUUCAAGCCAAAUUGACCCUUAUGACUCCUGUUUUACCAAUGUUAGCUGAGGCUUGUAAGUCGGUCGAAAUGGCUAUGAAGAAAUGUCCCAAUGGCAUGUUUUCCGAGAUUAAAUAUGAUGGAGAGAGAGUCCAAGUUCAUAAAAAGGGAAAUGAAUUUAAAUAUUUUUCUCGUGCUCUAAAACCUGUGAUGGCCCAUAAAGUCAGUCACUUUAAAGAUUAUCUCCCUCAAGCUUUUCCAAAAGGAGAUGAUUUAAUUUUGGACGCAGAAGUUUUAAUGGUAGAUGUGAAGACCGGUAAACCAUUACCAUUUGGUACUUUGGGAAUACACAAGCAAUCUGAAUUUAAAGAUGCCCAAGUUUGCCUUUAUAUUUUUGAUUGCCUAUAUUAUAAUGGUGAAAUUUUAAUGGACAAGCCUAUCAGAAAACGACGAAAAUUACUGCAUGAUAUUAUGGUUGAAGUUAAAAAUCACGUUAUGUUUUCUGAGCAAGAAUUAAUCAAUAAGCCUGCUGAUUUAGCAAAUAUGAUUGCAAAAGUACUACAAUUGGGUUUAGAAGGGCUUGUAUUAAAGGAUCUGGAAUCAAUUUAUGAACCUGGCAAGAGACAUUGGUUAAAAGUAAAGAAAGACUAUUUGUUUGAUGGGGCAAUGGCAGACUCAGCAGAUCUUGUGGUACUUGGAGCUUGGUUUGGUACCGGAAAAAAGGGAGGUAUGAUGUCUGUUUUUCUAAUGGGUUGUUUGGACAAACAUCGCAAUAAGUGGGUCACUGUGACUAAAGUUCAUACAGGACAUGAUGAUAGUACUUUGGAAAGAUUACAAAAAGAGCUUAAUCCUCUAAUGGUAAAGAUAUCACAGGAUUAUUCGAGGGUGCCGUCAUGGUUGGACUGUAAUAAGGGCAUGGUACCAGAUUUCGUGGCAUUAGAUCCCCAAAAACAACCUGUUUGGGAAAUUACAGGUACUGAAUUAACAAAGGCGAAUUUACAUACAGCUGAUGGAAUAUCAGUUAGAUUUCCUAGAGUAACAAGAAUACGUGAUGACAAAAAUUGGGAAUCGGCAACUAAUUUGGAAGAAUUAAAACAUUUAUACAAAACAUCUAAAGAGAAAACGGAUGUCUCACUCUUAAAUAAAUUAGCAGCUACUGCAAGUGAUAACUACGAACCACCGCCUAAGAAAUUAAAGAAAACACCAAUAAAAAAAGAAAUUAAAGCUGUGAAAGCCGAGAAAAGCCCUAUCAAAACUGGGAUAUUAAAUAAAUUCUUUACGAAAUUUUCAACUGUAACAAGUAAAAUAGAAAAAGAACCAAACUCGGAAGAUAAGAAAAUAAUAAAACAGGAGGAUUUCGAUAAUAAUUCGGAAUAUCUUAAUGAUACAUACAAAAAUCAAGAUAUUAAAAAAGAGAAAACCCAUCAGCAGACAUUACCCGAAGAUCCUUUACCCGACGUUUUUAUAAAUAAAAGAAUAGGUUUUUAUCCUGAUUUUAUAAGUAUACCGGAAAAAGAGCGAAGAUAUUUUGAAAGACAUUGGAUAGCAUAUGGAGGUACUGUGGUUAAAGCGAUCAAAGCAAUGGACGUAGACUACGUUGUUCAUAAUAAUGAUACGAUCGAUUUCAAGAAAAUGACAAAAUUAAAGAAUAAGUUACCCACCGGCGUUAGACAUGUAACCAAAAGUUGGUUGAUAAAAUGUAUCAAUAAUGUAGAGCUUUGUGAAACAAUAAAUUAUACUGUGUUAGUUGAACCUUAACAAUAUAUGUAUUUUUUAAAUGUCAAGCUAUUGUUUAAAAAAAAACGCGUUUUAGAUUCUUGGAUUGCUUUGCGUAUGGAUCUUUUCAUAUACCAAUUUAUACAAUUCUGACUGGAAUUUUUUUUAAAACUGAUUUUCAAUUUUGAUUUGUGAAGUAAAGUUUGUACAGUGUGUUCUAUUAUAUAAGUUACAAUUUUAUUUUUCUUAAAAAUUGUAGUUUCAUCAGCCUGUCAAAAAUUGUAGUAGAUAUUAAAAUGUUUAAUAUUCUUUUUAUUUAAUAUUACGAUGGUAAAAUCUCGAAUAAAUUAGAAUUAAUUCAAAUCAAAAUAUAAUCAUGGCACAUGGUGAGUACCGUGUGUCAUGAUUAUAUUACAGUAUGAAAUGAUGUGAGUGAGAAUAUUAUUUUAAUUUUCUGAAUGUGUUAGUUUCGGAUGAUGAUUGCGGAAAAACGGGUUUUUUGACACGAACUGAUGGGAGGUAUAUGUCUCGCAGUGCGUAAGGUACUAACAAUUGUGAAAAUAAAUGAACUAUUUGUUAUGUUUAGUGUUGUUAUUUAACAAUAUAAUUAAGAUACCAUUAGAAGGUACUAAUAGUACUAAAUUUUCAAAGAAAAAAAUUUCUUAACAUUGUGUUUUGUAAAUAUAUGCUUGUUACAUUGC
Messenger RNA from Melitaea cinxia (Glanville fritillary), 3666 nucleotides. RefSeq names its product DNA ligase 3 (gene DNAlig3). The record is from RefSeq and is a predicted model, not a curated record. Gene Ontology annotation, biological process: DNA recombination; lagging strand elongation; double-strand break repair via alternative nonhomologous end joining. Gene Ontology annotation, molecular function: DNA binding; zinc ion binding; ATP binding. Bases 221 to 3007 code for a protein of 928 amino acids. The transcript is spliced from 4 exons. Gene Ontology annotation, cellular component: DNA ligase III-XRCC1 complex. Lineage: Eukaryota; Metazoa; Arthropoda; Insecta; Lepidoptera; Nymphalidae.